This is a messenger RNA of Carassius auratus (goldfish), 3163 nucleotides long. Its product is annotated as regulating synaptic membrane exocytosis protein 4-like. Gene Ontology annotation, cellular component: cytoskeleton of presynaptic active zone; presynaptic membrane. Bases 627 to 1436 code for a protein of 269 amino acids. The record is from RefSeq and is a predicted model, not a curated record. Gene Ontology annotation, molecular function: transmembrane transporter binding; small GTPase binding. Gene Ontology annotation, biological process: regulation of synaptic plasticity; calcium ion-regulated exocytosis of neurotransmitter; regulation of membrane potential. Lineage: Eukaryota; Metazoa; Chordata; Actinopteri; Cypriniformes; Cyprinidae. The transcript has 6 exons.
GUCUCCUCCCAUUUUUUGUCUCCACAAAGAGCUCAGCGCUGAAUGAAGUGAAUCAGCCUCAGACUGUUAGAACAGUAAGAACCUCUUCUCCCCGUCUCUCUCUCUCUCCGUCUGUCUCUUCAAUCCCAUCUCUCCUUUUCUCUCUCCAUUUCUCCUCUUCUUUAUCUCACACACACAGACAAACGGCAUUAUAUACUAUCCGUCCAUCCAUCCAUCCAUUCAUCCACUGCACAGCCCAGUGAGGGAUCAGCUAGACAGAGAAAAAGCAACAGAUCAUGCUCUCUGAAGCAGAUCCAGCACAGCUCUGAGACAUCAGCCUCUGGGAUGAGACUCCAUCCAUCCUAAUUCUCUGUCCUGAAGACCUGGACAAAAACAAAACAAAAUAAGGGCAUUGCAGGCACCAGAAACUCUGGAAAUAACAUCUGGAAAGGAUUCUCGAACCCAAACCAGGUCCACAGGGACUUCCGAGGGUGCUUUGGUGUUUGUUUUUCUAUCUUGUACGGGGCUGGCGAAGGGGCCGGUGAAAGUUAGCCAAGACGCCGCGUGCUGUGCUCCGCGUGAAGAAUGCCCAGGCGCGCCUGCCCAAGCCGGUGGACACGGCGCCGGCACCUACGCCGGGCCUUUACAUGGAGCGCUCGCAGAGUCGCAUCAGCUUGUCCGCUUCCUUUGAGGCCCUGGCCAUCUACUUCCCCUGCAUGAACUCCUUUGAUGAGGACGAUGGCGACCCAGAGGGCCGCAGGUUAAAGGGCAUUCAGAGGAGUACAGAGACAGGGCUGGCCGUAGAGAUGCCCAGUCGCACAGUCCGGCAGGCGAGCCACGAGUCCAUCGAGGACAGCAUGAACAGCUAUGGCUCCGAGGGAAAUCUGAACUACAGUGGAAUGUGUUUAGCAUCAGAUGCCCAGUUUAGUGACUUUCUGGAUGGGAUGGGACCUGCUCAGUUUGUGGGCAGACAGACACUAGCUACAACUUCAUUGGGAGAUGUUGAGAUCGGUCUAAUGGAGAGGAACGGACAGCUGGAGGUGGAGAUCAUUCAGGCUCGAGGACUCAUCAUGAAGCCUGGAUCUAAGGGCCCUCCAGCUGCCUACAUUAAAGUCUACCUUCUGGAAAACGGCAUCUGCAUUGCCAAAAAGAAGACGAAGUCCGUCCGGAAAUCGUUAGAUCCCCUUUACAAUCAAGUCCUUGUUUUUUCAGAGAGCCCGCAGGGAAAGGUUGUACAGGUCAUCGUUUGGGGAAACUACGGCCGGAUGGAUCGUAAAUGCUUCAUGGGCGUGGCCCGCAUCCUAUUGGAGGAGCUGGAUUUGACAAACAUGGUGAUUGGCUGGUACAAGCUUUUCCCCACCUCUUCUAUGGUGGAUCCUACGAUGGCUCCGCUGAUCCGCCACUGCUCACAGCUGUCUCUGGAGAGCACCGUCGGGCCGUGCUGUGAACGCUCAUAAGACUAACAACUCCACUAGAUUUAUUUUUCUCUGGAAGGGCUCUCACAGCCCCCCGAUCCUAAGAGUGCUGGUUGUGCAUGACUGCGGCACCGGAACCCUCUGGAAUGUUCUAGAAUCUCUUCAGAACAAAUGACCUUUCUGCAAUAUUCCAGAAUUGACCACAGAGGGAAUGCUCUUUUUCAGCCUCCGAGACAAAGAUUUCAGGACAGGCAAAGAAUGCAGGCCAGACGUCUGGGCUUUAUUUUAGCUUUCAACACAUUAGCUUGUGAUGGUCUGUAUGAGGAAACUUCCUCAAGUUAGAUCUGAUUUCCAGAAAGCAGGUAAAUGUUUGUGCAGUCAUCACGUUGGGUGCUGCAGCGGAUUGGAUGAAACGGAUGGGUUCGUGCAAUAUGACAUCCAAUAGAGACAAGAAUGUAUCGGUAAUAAAAGGGCGGGUUUGCAUUAAUUUUCUUGUGUAAUGAACAAUACAAGAAUAGAUAUACGUCUAAAAAAGAUUCAAUAUGUGUAGUUUGAAAAGAGUCGAUGAUUUCGUUUGCACACAGAUCUUUUUCUGUUUGUGUCUCUUCCGUUUCGUCUUUCUCAUUACUGAACAGUGCCAAUGCUGCCAGCGAGUGGCUUUAUUUGUGGUUAGUGUCGAUAUUGAGUGAUAUGAAUCAGUAAUCUAAGCAGACACAUAUUUAAAAAGACUAAUUUUACAAACUCUUUUCCUGAACGGUGACAUAAUCCUGAUGAAGAAUUUUUAAUGCCAUUGUAUGCUUUUCACCAUUAAUAUUACAUGGGAAAAUGUGAAUGGAUGCAAGAUGCUGAAUUAACAUAGUGAUUAUAUAAUACAUGUGAGUAAAUGAUAUACUUACAGUUAGUGGUCGACAGAUAUGAUGAUCAAUGGCUGAAACCAAUAUCUAGAGAGCAGAGUGACAUAAACAGACAUGUUAUAUACAUAAUGUAUAUGCCAUGUACAUGAAAUGGAUGAAUUUAAAUGAACACACUUUUAGAAAAAUAUUGAAACGAGAGAAAUCUGUUUUAUUCAUUAAUAAGGGUGUGUUUUUGACGACUUAUGUAAAAAAAAAAAAAAAAAAAUUGGUCAAAUUAAUCACCAUGCCCAAUAUUUAAGAGUUUAUUACUAAUCAUUAAAAGAUAAUUUAGUUUUGCACUUUAUAAUCUUAAAUGUCUUUCUUAUAAGUAACUGCUAGUUUGGGAUAAGCCAAAGUUCAUUUUCUUCUUUAUACUCUGAUAUUAUUUGUGACUACGGGAUGCAGAAUCUUUAGUAGCAAUGAUAAGGCUGUAGCAUUAGAUAGUAGCAUACGCAUGAAAGGCAUCUUAGUUUGCCACCAUCUAAUGAGAUUUUGCAUGGAAUUGAUUGAUAGCGGAUUACAGAGCAUUUCGCUGGCAGUCGAGCAAACAUGUAGCAGCGGACGAUCAAACGAAAAUGCUGUUACAUCGCACUGAGAUGUGCUGUGUGUCGUUCUGAGCGUCGGGGAUUAAUAAAUACGUCCUGAAAUGAUGAAACAUUAGCACAGAAAGGGAAGAAAACGGCAUUCUACAUAGCCAAGAAAUUUUACGUCCAACAUAAAAUAUUUGUCUAUUUCUGAAAUAAAUACACUAUUUACCACUAGACAACUAGGAUUGUUUUUUUUUUUUUUAAGAUUUAUUCCUCUCAGAGAAGUUCAGGAGUGAUUAUUUCAAUUAACACUGAAAAACGUACCUCAAAUACCCUCAACAUAAUCAUA